CGAGCAAGCCGUAGCGAACCUACGACGCGUACUCCGACUACGGCGUAGUCCGAUGCUUUCUGUUCGGACAAAAGCCCCGGUGGGUCGUGACGAUUUGUUAUUUUUUUUGUUAGAUGUGAAUAAAAGCGUUCUUUUGUGACAUCCUCUCGUGAAAGCAGACUGUACCCUUACGCUUCUUUGUUGGCGCUAGGCUGUUGUCAUGAACGUUUUAUGCAAUUUUUGAACAUUAAUUUGUCGGAUGACCAAUUGGGCCGGUUUAGACGUGGUGCGGUGAUUGAACGCAAUGUAAAUUAUUCGAGCUCACACUGUGCCACCGGACUCGAAUUGUUAUCGUCAUUUUAGGCGGUUUUUCAUUCAAGUGACAUUGUGCUGGUGUUAACUAUUAAUAAGACAUAAACAUAAAACCGAGUGAUGUAAUGGAGCUACAAAUUCAUCUAGUUCUUGUGAAGAUAGGUACGAAAGGAGGCCAGCCUUCGUCAGUAUAAAAUGUUGUGACAAACAUAAAACUUUGGAUGAUAAAGUCGGUGUUACGAAAAUGUGUUUACUAAAGAAUUUCCAAGAUGUCACGAAUAAUAGAACUUUUUUGUUUAUAAUAGUGCUGUUGUCGCUGAAGUUGUGUAGCCCGCAGGACUUGAACGAGGAAUUCGUAAACGAGGACACUAUAGACGCGUCUGACCUGAGUAUGGUUGUGCCGGUGACGAAAAUACAGUUCCCGGGGAACUCGGGAACGGGUCCGUGCAGACAUAGCGAACUGUUGUGUGACACGGGACAGUGCAUAUCGUUGGACAAGUACUGUAACGGCGAGGACGACUGCGGUGACAAGAGUGACGAGCCGAAAUCUUGCACGCCGUGCAACAGAACUUACAUGGGUGACGUGGGGCGAACAUAUGAGCUUGAAGUCAGGAGGCCUAGAGAGGAUCACCUGCCAUUCGUUUGUCACCUGAACUUUACAGCGACAGGUGGCAACUAUGGAGAUAUUAUACAGCUAACAUUUGAUACAUUCACGGUGGGGAAGUUCGUGUCGUUCACAUCGGAUGGUUGCCCCGACGGACAUAUGACGAUAGUGGAGAGGAGUCCCUCUCCCCCCACCGGUCAAUGGUGUGGGUCCGCUUGGGGAUACACAGUAUACUUCAGUGAAUCAGACUCCAUAAAUAUGACGCUGAGAUUAGACAGACUGAGUCAACAGGGUGUUGGAUACAAUUUCGACUUCAAGUUGGCGUACAAGUUCCUGAGAAGGAGCGAGGCGCGGUUGCGGUAUGGUAACGCGACGGUGGGGGCUUGGAGGGGGGAGCGCGUGCCGGGUACCUACUGCGACCGCAUCCUGAGCGAUUGCGACCUGCGCGCUUGCCGCAUCCAGUCGCCCAACUUCCCUGGAGUAUACCCUAGAAACGCUACGUGCACAUAUCGCAUUGAACACACAAAGAUUCCCGCUGACAAACACGUGUUGUUAGCAGUAAGACAAACGAACAGUCACAAAAUACAUAUCAAAGACCAAAUAGUGAAGUAUGAUAGAAGCCAACGUGUUCUGAAGAUAUGGGACCAGUGUAACGUGGUGCAAGAUUAUUUAACGGUCUGGGACGGAGCUACAAGGGAUUCGCCGGUGUUGGUCAGGCUUUGUGGAGGCGACGCAGUUCCCGAUAUCGUCAGCCGAGGGCCCAAUAUGUUGUUGGAAUUUCACACGUCGCCGUACGAUAACCCGUUCCAUCCGGUGCCUUUGAGCUAUCUACCUGGCUUCGAGCUUGAGGUGCAAGUGCUGUACGUGGACAAAGAUUCUCAUUCGUACGUGCGUGCCGAUGGGCGUUGUCGUUUUGUAUUGCGCUCUUCGGAUAAAACAAGUGGCGUACUGAAGAAUCCAAGGCACUCACUGCCGCCUAACACAUCCUGUGUGUACUAUUUUCAGGGUCGUCCCAAUGAGAUUGUUUGGGUAUCAUUUGUGAAAUACCACUCUGCGGGCACGGAGCCAGCAGGCUUUGAUCAGCAAAAGGAUUGUUCGUCCCAACUAACUAUUUGGGAUGGGGCUGCACCGGACGCAGAUCUAGAUAGAAAGUUGGACAUGUCGGACAAGAAAUCUCUCCUGGGUUCGUUUUGCAGAGAAGAGUCUCCGCGUUUGUGCGACCACGCUUUAUUAUCUAACGCAACGAGGGCCACACGGCCCUGCGCGCCAACCGAAAGCUACAUCACAUCAGGAUCUGCGUUAACAAUAUUACAGGAGCUCCGUCAAGGGUCAGCGUUGUACCCCGUGUCGUUCCUACUUCGCUACGAGUUCGUGGACGUGAGCGAGCAAGGACAACCCCUAGUCGAUUCCCGGUCUGCUUGCGACAGAGUAUUCAAAUCAGCCCAGACCUACUCCGGGAGAUUCCAAGCUCCCAGAGCAAUAUUCUACUAUGGACGAGGCGGAGCGCAAAACCUCACUUGCAUUUUAAGAUUUGAAGCCAAACCCGGAGAAAGGGUACAGUUGACUUUCACGAGCACCUACUUCGGGAACAAACAUUGUAGUACUCAUAAAGAUUCGCGGACAGGACGAUGGAAAUGUGAUAGACCAGCAAAACGGAGUAUAGGAGGCGAAGGACUUGCUCAAAUAAUAAUUACCGAAUAUCCCUGGGACGGGGUACCUAUACAAAGAGAUUGCUUGUGUACAAAUCGAUCGGAUCCUCUUAAUGUACAUACUCUUACCGCUUCGGUUGUCGAGUUAAACUUUACUGUUACUAUGAUGAACAUCACUGAAGAUUACGAUGACUUUGCUUUUGAGGGUGAGUACAAAUUCGUACCCACUGGACCAGGGGAUGAGACUGUUUGCUCGACUGGUUGGGGGAAACGGCAACUCAGGGGAAGCAGUGGGGAAAUCCGAUUAUUCGACAAAAGACAAACGCAUAUAGCCCCAGAAAUAGUAGGAGAUAGGAACGUUAUAUCCGAAAGUGUGAGAGCAGAGGUUGCAUGUGUUCACAGACCAUGGCUAAUCGAGCCAGGAGGCGAUGAAGUUACUCCGAUACAGGGGAGAUAUCUUUAUGUCAAAGUACCUGGUUAUGAAAUGACGACUACCUCACCGUUUUGUCCGACACCUAAUAGGCUCUUCAUAUAUGAAGCUAAGGACACUUCCCACUAUCGCGAAGUAUGCCCUGAUGGUCCAAAUUCGUUGGAAUUAUUCUCACCAGGCUGGUUAUCUGCUCAAACUCCUCUUGAAACUACACUGAAACCACAUGCUCGUAGCUACGUAAUCGACUUUUUACAACAUGAACAAGCUGAUUAUUCUAUCAAAUGGAUAGAACUAAUGAAAAAACCUUCAUAUGAGCCGGACCCUGAGUCUAAUUUUCUACCAGUUACAGCCUCCCUAGAAUGUCGAUAUAGCUGUCCGGAACUAAACGCUUGCAUACCAAUCGCCCUGUGGUGUGAUGGAAGCCCGCAUUGCCCUUCUGGUUACGAUGAAGAUGACUCCAAUUGCUCGUUUAGAAUAUCAUUACCCCCACCAUAUGUUGCCGCGGCUGCAGGUGCUGGUUUACUACUUUGUGCGGUUUUAGUUGCUUUAUGUGCAUGCCGGCGACGUAGAAGAAAAGACGAAGAAUUCAAGGCACGGUUAGACGGCGCCUUGCCUCCGGAAGAAAGGCCGUAUGAUCGAGCCAAAACUAACGGGGUGCCCGAGGCGGCACGUCAGUACGCCACCGUUCAAAAGUAUGCCACGAUAGAUAAGUAUAGCCUAAGCCAGAAAUAUAGCGCCGGUUUGAACGAUGCAAGAUACUACGACGAAGUGGCACAAAGGGAUAAGCUCGGAGAUACAAGGUACGCUAGCUUAGGUCGGGCGGGCCGAGGCAUGCGCGUAGACAACUCGAGAGGCACUGGUUCAAGGAGAGCGAUGCCUGACCUCGGUUAUCCAGAUCUCAAAGACGGCUUUUGUUGACCCUCUCCGGAUUUAUUAGAGACGACUGUGUAGUAACGAACAAGCAAAAUUCAGACCUGUUCAGAGAUAGCAUUUAACGUGUUUUUGUGUAAUAUUAGAAAAAAGACUGAUAUGGCGAAAGUGCCUCUCAAAAUUUUGGUCAACAGCACACUUGAUAUCAUUUAAUAUGUAUAAAAAGCAAAAAAAGAAACAACAAUAAAGGUAACAGCUGUCAAGAAUGUAGAAAUUGUAAAUAAAGAUAAUUUUAACGAUAAUCUUACUAAAACCACACUGGAAUAGUUUCUUUUACAUUGAAAGUCACAAUUUUUAUCUCAUCAAUUAACAUAUCUAUGUACAUACUAUAUAUGACAAUACAAGCUUAUUAUAAAAGGUCCUACAAAAAAUGUUAGUGAAAAUAUUCUUAACCAAUAUCUGCAUAAAUAAACGUAUGGUCAUACCAAUACAUAAUUCCAACUUCCGUUUCUAUCACUGUAACAUGUUUUGUCUGUUUUAACCAUUAGGAUGUUAUUUUACUAAAAUGUGAAUAAGACAUUUAUAACUAUUAUAUGACAAACUUUUAGACGUAAGAAUGAAAAUGUGAUAUAGGUGUAAAAAACAAACUUAAGCGUUCACGAACUGUAUGACAUUAUAAUUAAAUUCUUUGUGUAUAAAACUAGGAAAUAUAAAUUGUAACUAUGAUUAGCGAACAAUUGUAAAUAAAUUAUAGAAAUACGAUUUUUAAAGUCUGUAAUUAUUUCCAAGUAAAUGGAAAAUUAAAGUCAUUUCUAAA
Molecule: messenger RNA, 4661 nt
Organism: Chilo suppressalis (striped riceborer)
Lineage: Eukaryota; Metazoa; Arthropoda; Insecta; Lepidoptera; Crambidae
Source: the annotation of a GenBank genome assembly